AGACCUUGAGUCACACUUGACAGACGGUCACGCUCAGUUCGACUUGUGUGCACAGGCUGCUGCCAGCUAUGACUCGAGGAACUCUCGAGGGCUUACUAAAACUCGAUUCCUCUUAUCGACCUUCGCUAUAAGUAACCAAACCAACCCUCAACAAAUUUUGCAGGAUGACCGUUGCUUCAGGACUUCCCCAACUGCUUCUUGUAGGUCUUGGUAACCUUCCAUUUCCCCAGACCCGCCAUAGCAUUGGGCAUCUCAUAAUCGACGCCUUAGCCGCAAGAUUCCAUAUACAUAUGUCCAAUGACAGGACGAUGGGUGGCGUGACUGGACGUUCAAAGGUCACGUUAGGUGAAACUGUUGUAUCUCUAACGCUCCUGAAACCAAAGCCCCUCAUGAAUAUCACUGGUCCAUCAGUGGCAGGAGCUCUCCGCAAGUCUGUCAAAGCCUCAGAUGCAAUGGUCAUUAUCCACGAUUCGCUAUCGCAUAAACCGAAGGCUUUGUCUCCAAAAAUAGGCGGUUCUGCCAAUGGGCACAAUGGUGUCCGUAGCAUCAUAUCGGCACUCGGAGGCGAAACUAAUUUUCAUCGAUUUCGUAUUGGCAUUGGUAGGGGUCCUGGUGAUGUAGCGGAAUAUGUUCUAGCGAAGCUUCCGGAGGAAGAGGAAUUAUACUGGAAUGGCGAUGGCAUAGGUCUCGACCUUAUUUGUAAGGAACUCGAACACAUUGCUGGCAAACAGCUUGAGAGCCGAGGCUUACCGUGACCUCUACCUCGGGAAAGCAUGGGGUUUCGCCACGACGCGUGGCAAAUCGCGGUGACGGGCUUCAUCUUGUAUUUAUUUCCGUUCAACGCUG
Messenger RNA from Suillus bovinus, 846 nucleotides. RefSeq names its product peptidyl-tRNA hydrolase. NCBI's taxonomy places the organism in Eukaryota, Fungi, Basidiomycota, Agaricomycetes, Boletales, Suillaceae. The coding region runs from base 165 to 755 and encodes 196 amino acids. The transcript is spliced from 4 exons. Gene Ontology annotation, molecular function: peptidyl-tRNA hydrolase activity. The record is from RefSeq and is a predicted model, not a curated record.